AUGGUCUCAACAUCUGUCCAAAGUCAAGUAUCAUAUCCAAGAGUUCUCUCGCUCAAACCAGGAGUGCAGAAUACAGCUGAAGUUGCAGAUCUGAUUCACAGUACUCAGGAUGGAAGAAAUAGAGAUCAUGCUAAUGAUUUGGUAGAUGAACUGCUUGAAAAGCAAAAACCACUUGUUACUGGUUCUCCUAUCCUUGAUAAAAUGGAUUCUUCAGUAGUAACCUCCAAAUUAAGUUCAAAGACCAUCUUUUCACCUACUUUGGAGUCUCUUGGCACAUAUAAUGAUUCUGAUAUACCAAGUGAUAGAGACACUGCAGUAGCUAGCUAUAGUCAAGAGUGCAGAACAUCUGGAGAAAUUGUCGUUCAGUCAGAUGAUUCAAACUUAUACAUGGAAAUUCACCAUCUCAGAUCAUUUAAACAAUCUGAUGCUUUUACCAUGAAAGAGCAUGUUGUCUAUGUGAAUCAGAGGCCUCACCUCUGGACAUUUUUGGAGAGAGUUGCAGAGAUAUUUGAAGUUGUAAUUUUUACCACUAGUCAGAGCAUAUAUGCAAAGAAACUGUUGGAUAUUCUGGAUCCAGAUGGAAAGAUUAUUUCAAGAUGUGCAUAUCGUGAAUCAUGCAUCCUCUGA
This is a messenger RNA of Capsicum annuum, 627 nucleotides long. RefSeq names its product CTD small phosphatase-like protein. The transcript has 5 exons. NCBI's taxonomy places the organism in Eukaryota, Viridiplantae, Streptophyta, Magnoliopsida, Solanales, Solanaceae. The coding region runs from base 1 to 627 and encodes 208 amino acids. The record is from RefSeq and is a predicted model, not a curated record. Gene Ontology annotation, molecular function: phosphoprotein phosphatase activity.